UUCAUCGUCAGCAUGGCGCUGCUGGUCGGAGGCUGAACCCGACAAGGAAUUAAACGCCAUCAGCAGGGAAUUAAACGCCACCACGCCAGCAUGGCGCUGCUGGUCGGAGGCUGAACCCGACAAGAGCCGAGCAGAGCCGACAAGAGCCGAGCAGAAAGCGACUUGAUGCCAAGAUGCCGACCUUCUCCGUCAUGUACAAAGGAGCGGUCCUCAUCAGCAGGACUCUGAUGGGUCCGUAUGGCGCCGACAGAACGGUUCACUCCAUGGACUUUUCGGACUGUGAGAAUGGUUUGGGAAUCAAAGUGAUCGGAGGUGUGAAGGAGAUCACCGGAGAGGAGUUUGGAGUUUACGUCAAAAGGAUUUUGCCAGGUGGCCUUGCAUCAAGUGACGGAAACCUGUUGCCUGGAGACCAGAUCUUGGAGGUCAAUGGGGAAAGUCUAAUCGGUGUCACAAGUGAAAGAGCUGUGGACGUCUUGAGAGCCGCUUCAGCGACCAAUCGCAUGCGCCUUCUGGUAGCCAGGGAUGAGGAAGCAAAGAAAGAAUUUGCUGAGCUGCUGGAGAAGUAUGGCUCCAAUGGUAGCACAGGAUCUACUCGCAACUCUCCCAUUCAGCAAGGAAGUCGCUGCCUGGAAAGUACUUCGUCUGGGUCCUCAUCUCGCUCCCAGAGUCCAUUGCUGCUGAGCCCAGCUGGCUGCCAGAACACGUCCAACAGCAGCGGGUCCAUGCUGCGCUCCCUCAGUCACCCCGGUGAAGGAGUCAUUCAGCUCAUUUCUGUGACUGGAUCCAAGAGUUUGGGCAUCACCCUGGGAGGUGGCUCCAACCGCCCUGAUGGCCCUGCAGUCUUCAUUCAGGAGGUUCUGUCAGGGGGAGACUGUCACCGGGAUGGACGUUUAAGACCUGGAGAUCAGCUGAUUGCUAUAAGCAAAGAGUCUCUCAUAGGUGUCACCCACGAGGAGGCCAGAAGUAUGCUGAACAAAGCCAAGUCCAGUCAGGAAAACACGGUGGAGAUUGCUUUCAUACCUGGUAAAGGACUUUUCCCAAGCAGCACGUCUCUCCACAAUGGCGUCCAGCGAGCAGCCAGCAACAACUACAAUUCUGGACGCCUAAAAGUCCACAUCCGAUCGCCGGAGAUCUGUGCAGAGGAGCCGUCCUCCGUGUCCUCCUCUUCUCCUGACGUCUGUCCACCGGAUGACCAUGUUUCAGGUUGGCUCCAGCAGAGAUCCAAAGCCAAGAUCACGCUGGACCCCGACAUCCGUCUCAAGUCAGACAGGUUACAUCUGGCUCUCUCCUUCCUUGGUUUGGAUGUGACAGAUGAGAAAAGGAAGAAGUUGCAACAGAGUCUGACCACAGACCCACAAGGCACCGUGGCCUAUGGCGACUUUGUGGCCGCCACACGGACCAUUUUCCAGGAUAACCUGGAGGAACUCAGUUUAGGAGACACACCCUUCAUGUUUUCCUGUCACCAAGCCGCCAGUCUGAUGGACACAUCAGCCUUUCACUCCCCGACGUACGAGUCGCAGUGCAGCUACAGUGGUGAGGAGAUGGAGCACUUCCAGACGGAAGUGAAGGAGCUGCAGACACAGAUGAAGCAGCUCAAGGUGGUGCUUAAGGACAUGGAAACCCGUAAGAAGACCCUUGAGGAUGAGCUCCAGAAGACCUCUGAGAAAGCGUGCGUGACUGUGGAGGAAAACGUCCGUCUAAAGAGUCGUCUGCAGGCAGCCCAAACGGAAGCGGGACAGCGUCAGGCUAGCACCGUCGAGCAGGACUAUGAAGAAGUGAUCCAGCUUCUGGAGACUGAGAUUCAAGACCUAAAGAACCAAGUGGCGGGCAGAAGGCAAACACUAGAAGGGGAUGCCACACAGGAAGUGGUUGAAGAACUGCACAGGAAGUUGACUGCUGUCCACGUCCAGCUCAGGAAGUCGGAGCUGAACAGGAAGCAUCUGGAGAUGUCCAACACGAAACUGCUGGACUUUGCACAGAACGUCCACAAGGUGCUAACAACAACUAGCUUGUUAGCAGGACAACUUGGGAGUAGUGGAUCAUCUCCAGCUGCAAACACUCCUCCAGCUCUUCCCGACCCCGCCUUGCAGCUGGCUGUGGAGGCCCAAGUGUUGCUGCAGGACAUCAGCACUGCUAAUGAUGAUGAAGAAGACUUGGACCUCAUGUGAAGCAAAGAUGUGAUGGAGGACCAAACAGGAAGAAGUGAACUAUAUUCAGAGUCAGAACUUCACUAUUCAGACUUCAUCCCAAGUGAACUAUAUUCAGAGUCAGAACUUCACUAUUCAGACUUCAUCCCAAGUGAACUAUAUUCAGAGUCAGAACUUCACCAUUCAUCCCAAGUGAACUAUAUUCAGAGUCAGAACUUCACUAUACAUACUUCAUCCCAAGUGAACUAUGUUCAGAGUCAGAACAUCACUAUUCAGACUUCAUCCCAAGUGAACUAUAUUCAGAGUCAGAACUUCACCAUUCAGAAUUCAUCCCAAGUGAACUAUAUUGAGAGUCAGAACUUCACCAUUUAGACUUCAUCCCAUGUGAACUAUGUUCAGAGUAAGAACUUCACAAUUCAUCCCAAGUGAACUAUAUUCAGAGUCAGAACUUCACUAUUCAGACUUCAUCCCAAUUGAACUAUAAUCAGUCAGAACUUCACUAUUCAGACUUCAUCCCAAGUGAACUAUAAUCAGAGUCAGAAAUUUACCAUUCAGACUUCAUCCCAAGUGCGCUAUAUUCAGAGUCAGAACUUCACCAUUCAGACUUCAUCCCAAGUGAACUAUAUUCAGAAUCAGAACUUCCCCAUUCAGACUUCAUCCCAUGUGAACUAUAUUCAGUCAGAACUUCACCAUUCAUACUUCAUCCCAAGUGAACUAUACGCGGUAUGGCGUAGUGGGUAGAGCAACCGUGCCAGAACCUGAGGGUUGCAGGUUCGCUCCCCGCCUCUUACCAUCCAAAAAUCGCUGCCGUUGUGUCCUUGGGCAGGACACUUCACCCUUGCCCCCGGUGCCACUCACACCAGUGAAUGAAUGAUGAAUGAUAGGUGGUGGUCGGAGGGGCCGUAGGCGCAAAUUGGCAGCCACGCUUCCGUCAGUCUACCCCAGGGCAGCUGUGGCUAUGAAAGUAGCUUACCACCACCAGGUGUGAAUGAAUGAUGGCUUAUCACUUCUCUGUGAAGCGCUUUGAGUGUCUAGAAAAGCGCUAUAUAAAUCUAAGUCAUUAAGUCAUUAUUAUAAUCAGAGUCAGAACUUCACCAUUUAGACUUCAUCCCAUGUGAACUAUGUUCAGAGUCAGAACUUCACCAUUCAUCCCAAGUGAAUUAUGUUCAGAUUCAGAACAUCAUUAUUCAGACUUCAUCCCAAGUGAACUAUAUUCAGAGUCAGAACUUCACCAUUCAGACUUCAUCCCAAGUGAACUAUAUUGAGAGUCAGAACUUCACCAUUCAGACUUCAUCCCAAGUAAACUAUAUUGAGAGUCAGAACUUUACCAUUUAGACUUCAUCCCAUGUGAACUAUGUUCAGAGUCAGAACUUCACCAUUCAUCCCAAGUGAGCUAUAAUCAGAGUCAGAACUUCACUAUUCAGACUUCAUCCCAAGUGAACUAUAAUCAGAGUCAGAAAUUCACCAUUCAGACUUCAUCCCAUGUGAACUAUGUUCGGAGUCAGAACUUCACCAUUCAUCACAAGUGAACUAUAUUCAAAGUCAGCACUUCACUAUUCAGACUUCAUCCCAAGUGAACUAUGUUCAGAGUCAGAACAUCACUAUUCAGACUUCAUCCCAAGUGAACUAUAUUCAGAGUCAGAACUUCCCCAUUCAGACUUCAUCCCAAGUGAACUAUAAUCAGAAUCAGAACUUCACCAUUUAGACUUCAUCCCAUGUGAACCAUGUUCAGUCAGAACUUCACCAUUCAUCCCAAGUGAACUAUAUUCAGAGUCAGAACUUCACUAUUCAUACUUCAUCCCAAGUAAACUAUGUUCAGAUUCAGAACAUCACUAUUCAGACUUCAUCCCAAGUGAACUAUAUUCAGAGUCAGAACUUCACCAUUCAGACUUCAUCCCAAGUAAACUAUAUUGAGAGUCAGAACUUCACCAUUUAGACUUCAUCCCAUGUGAACUAUGUUCAGAGUCAGAACUUCACUAUUCAUACUUCAUCCCAAUUGAACUAUAAUCAGAGUCAGAACUUCACCAUUCAGACUUCAUCCCAAGUGAACUCUAUUCAGAGUCAGAACUUCACCAUUCACACUUCAUCCCAAGUGAACUAUAUUCAGAGUCAGAACUUCCCCAUUCAGACUUCAUUCCAAGUGAACUAUAAUCAGAGUCAGGAAUUCCACAUUCAGACUUCAUCCCAUGUGAACUAUGUUCAGAGUCAGAACUUCACCAUUCAUCCCAAGUGAACUAUAUUCAAAGUCAGAACUUCACUAUUCAGACUUCAUCCCAAGUGAACUGUGUUCAGAUUCAGAACAUCACUAUUCAGACUUCAUCCCAAGUGAACUAUAUUCAGAGUCAGAACUUCACCAUUCAGACUUCAUCCCAAGUAAACUAUAUUGAGAGUCAGAACUUCACCAUUUAGACUUCGUACCAUGUGAACUAUGUUCAGAGUCAGAACUUCACCAUUCAUCCCAAGUGAACUAUAUUCAGAGUCAGAACUUCACUAUUCAGACGUCAUCCCAAGUGAACUAUAAUCAGAGUCAGAACUUCACUAUUCAGACUUCAUCCCAAGUGAACUAUAAUCACAGUCAGAACUUCACCAUUCAGACUUCAUCCCAAGUGAACUAUAUUCAGAGUCAGAACUUCACCAUUCACACUUCAUCCCAAGUGAACUAUAUUCAGAGUAAGAACUUCCCCAUUCAGACUUCAUCCCAAGUGAACUAUAAUCAGAGUCAGGAAUUCCACAUUCAGACUUCAUCCCAUGUGAACUAUGUUCAGAGUCAGAACUUCACCAUUCAUCCCAAGUGAACUAUAUUCAAAGUCAGAACUUCACUAUUCAGACUUCAUCCCAAGUGAACUAUAUUCAAAGUCAGAACUUCACUAUUCAGACUUCAUCCCAAGUGAACUAUGUUCAGAGUCAGAACAUCACUAUUCAGACUUCAUCCCAAGUGAACUAUAUUCAGAGUCAGAACUUCACCAUUCAGACUUCAUCCCAAGUGAACUAUAUUCAGAGUCAGAACAUCACCAUUUAGACUUCAUCCCAAGUGAACUAUAAUCAGAGUCAGAACUUCACCAUUCAUCCCAAGUGAACUGUAUUCAGAGUCAGAACUUCACCAUUCAGACUUCAUCCCGAGUGAACUAUAUUCAGAGUCAGAACUUUCCCAUUCAGACUUAAUUCCAAGUGAACUAUAAUCAGAGUCAGGAAUUCCACAUUCAGACUUCAUCCCAUGUGAACUAUGUUCAGAGUCAGAACUUCACCAUUCAUCCCAAGUGAACUAUAUUCAAAGUCAGAACUUCACUAUUCAGACUUCAUCCCAAGUGAACUAUGUUCAGAGUCAGAAAAUCACUAUUCAGACUUCAUCCCAAGUGAACUAUAUUCAGAGUCAGAACUUCACCAUUCAGACUUCAUCCCAAGUGAACUAUAAUCAGAGACAGAACUUCACCAUUUAGACUUCAUCCCAUGUGAACUAUGUUCAGAGUCAGAACUUCAUCAUUCAUCCCAAGUGAACUAUAUUCAAAGUCAGAACUUCACUAUUCAUACUUCAUCCCAAGUGAACUGUGUUCAGAUUCAGAACAUCACUAUUCAGACUUCAUCCCAAGUGAACUAUAUUCAGAGUCAGAACUUCACCAUUCAGACUUCAUCCCAAGUAAACUAUAUUGAGAGUCAGAACUUCACCAUUUAGACUUCGUCCCAUGUGAACUAUGUUCAGAGUCAGAACUUCACCAUUCAUCCCAAGUGAACUAUAUUCAGAGUCAGAACUUCACUAUUCAGACGUCAUCCCAAGUGAACUAUAAUCAGAGUCAGAACUUCACUAUUCAGACUUCAUCCCAAGUGAACUAUAAUCACAGUCAGAACUUCACCAUUCAGACUUCAUCCCAAGUGAACUAUAUUCAGAGUCAGAACUUCACCAUUCACACUUCAACCCAAGUGAACUAUAUUCAGAGGAAGAACUUCCCCAUUCAGAUUUCAUCCCAAGUGAACUAUAAUCAGAGUCAGGAAUUCCACAUUCAGACUUCAUCCCAUGUGAACUAUGUUCAGAGUCAGAACUUCACCAUUCAUCCCAAGUGAACUAUAUUCAAAGUCAGAACUUCACUAUUCAGACUUCAUCCCAAGUGAACUAUGUUCAGAGUCAGAACAUCACUAUUCAGACUUCAUCCCCAGUGAACUAUAUUCAGAGUCAGAACUUCACCAUUCAGACUUCAUCCCAAGUGUACUAUAUUCAGAGUCAGAACAUCACCAUUUACACUUCAUCCCAAGUGAACUAUGUUCAGAGUCAGAACUUCACCAUUCAUCCCAAGUGAACUAUAUUCAAAGUCAGAACUUCACUAUUCAGACUUCAUCCCAAGUGAACUAUGUUCAGAGUCAGAACAUCACUAUACAGACUUCAUCCCAAGUGAACUAUAAUCAGAGUCAGACCUUCACCAUUCAGACUUCAUCCCAAGUGAACUGUAUUCAGAGUCAGAACUUCACCAUUCAGACUUCAUCCCGAGUGAACUAUAUUCAGUCAGAACUUUCCCGUUCAGACUUAAUUCCAAGUGAACUAUUUUCAGAGUCAGAACUUCACCAUUCAGACUUCAUCCCAAGUGAUCUAUAUUCAGAGUCAGAACUUCACUAUUCAGACUUCAUCCCAAGUGAAAUAUCUAAUCUGAAUCAGAACUUCACCAUUCAUACUCCAUUCCAAGUGAACUAUAUUCAGAGUCAGAACUUCACCAUUUAGACGUCAUCCCAUGUGAACUAUGUUCAGAGUCAGAACUUCACCAUUAAUCCCAAGUGAACUAUAUUCAGAGUGAGAACUUCACUAUUCAUACUUCAUCACAAGUGAACUAUGUUCAGAUUCAGAACAUCACUAUUCAGACUUCAUCCCAAGUGAACUAUGUUCAGAGUCAGAACUUCACCAUUCAGACUUAAUCCCAAGUAAACUAUAUUGAGAGUCAGAAUUUCACCCUUUAGAUUUCGUCCCAUGUGAACUAUGUUCAGAGUCAGAACUUCACCAUUCAUCCCAAGUGAACUAUAAUCAGAGUCAGAACUACACCAUUCAGACUUCAUCCCAAGUGAACUAUAAUCAGAGUCAGAAAUUCACCAUUCAGACUUCAACCCAGUCACCAGAACCUGCACACCUUUUCAAAAUAAGAGUCAAAUGACAAGUGGAACACAACAAUUUAAAUUGUUGGUUCAGAUCCACUCAAACCUGUUGAUGAUAUAAAUUAUAUUUUAUAAAUAAUACUGUCACAUCAGUGCCCCC
Messenger RNA from Nerophis lumbriciformis (worm pipefish), 7377 nucleotides. Its product is annotated as syntaxin-binding protein 4. NCBI's taxonomy places the organism in Eukaryota, Metazoa, Chordata, Actinopteri, Syngnathiformes, Syngnathidae. Gene Ontology annotation, molecular function: protein binding. The record is from RefSeq and is a predicted model, not a curated record.